AACAGCUUCAAGCCCUUGUUCGCAGGUCAAGAUUGCGAUCGCAGCAGUCCUUGACCCGUUUUUCGUUGCGGGCUAAACGCCGCCCACUCCGUGGACGGGACCAGCGCGCGCCUCGUAACGUCGUCGCCAUUUUCUCACGUGCGACUUGGCGCAAUGGCGUUGGCGGUGGCCGUCGCGCUCUUGCUCGUGUCGCCGCUGUUUGCCCACGACAACAUUGGGAACAUCGAUACGUCCGGUGUCGAGUACGCCGCGUACGGGCCCAUCGACGCUGUCUACACGUGGGUCAACGGAUCCGACCCCACGUGGCAGCAAUCCAAGAGCCACUGGCUCCAGCGCUGGAGCGGCCGCAACGCCACGAAAGACUCGGCCUCGGCCGAGAACCGGUUCCGAGACAACGACGAGCUCCGCUACUCGAUCCGGUCGCUCGAGACGUACGCGCCGUGGAUCCGACGCAUCUUUCUCGUGACGGACGGUCAAGUGCCCACGUGGCUCGACCUCUCGCACCCGCGCAUCACAGUCGUGCCGCACAGCGACAUCUUCCCGAAUGCGUCGCACUUGCCGUCGUUUGCGUCGCCCGCGAUCGAGUCGCAUCUGGACAACAUUCCUGGGCUGGCCGAGUACUUUUUGUACUUUAACGACGAGGUGUUUUUGUCGGCGCCGGUGCUGCCGUCCGACUUUAUGAGUCCGCGAGGGACUCAGAACCUGUUUUUCGCAUGGGACGCGCCCGAUUGUGCGCCAGGAUGCAAGCACGCGAUGCUCGGGAACGACCAGUGCCACGCGAGCUGCAACGUUGCGAGCUGUGAUUACGACCUUGGCGACUGCACGUGUGACAGAGCGGCGAUGCCACCGGCUAUGGCGGUGAGCUCGUGGAAUGAGGUGUGCGUUGGUGACGCAGCCUACUCGCCGGACGCCACGUGUGCUGCGGGCUGUAGCUGGAGCAAACUCGGUGACGGUGUCUGCAAUCCAAAGUGCAACUUGGUCGAGUGCGCUUUUGACGCUGGCGACUGCUUGCCGCAACGGUUGACGCAACUGCCGCACGCAAACAUUGCGCUCGAUGCCCGGCCAAAACACAGCGCCGUACUGCUGGGUAACCCGACGCCAGUUCUCGUGCUCUUCAAGACCGGUGGUAUCGCUCCAGCCACGAGCACUGGGAUUCGACGCGCCGUCGUGGUGCCUCGUCAUGAUGCAGUUGUCGUCUUCUUGGCUGACCCACCGCCAUCGGUGCUUCACCUCCGCACCAUGGCAAAUGGUACAUCAAUGGAGCUUGCGACAUCCACCUAUGGCGAAUCGAUGACCAGUGGUAUCUGGUUCACCGAGAAGAACCGCACGUAUGGUGCCUUGGACUUGAGCAAAGUCAACAUCACACGGGGCGAUGCAUCCGCCGACGUCCUUAUCCCGUGGUUUGCCCCAACGACAUCUAAGGUGUUCAUCAGCGUCACAAAGGCCGGCGACACGAGCACUAUUAACUGCAGAAAGACCAGCGCUCCGGGACGAGCCUGUACGAUCUCGGCGUUGGGACUGAGCGUACGACUCAACGUUGACGACACUGUCAAUGCCCUCGUUUGCAUUCACGCUGGCUUUGAAGCGUGUAUAAAUUUUGAUGCGGACGUCCAAGUGUGGCCGCUGCAGACACCAGCCGUGUCCGUCUCAAAUGGCCCAGUGUUGGCGCGCGAUUGUGCUUGGUACAAAUGGUGUUCCGAUUCCUACAAUUCGCUCGGAUCUCGGUGUACCGGUCGCGAUCAGCGGCGACGUAGUGUCCCAAAGUUCGAUGUGAUUGCGCACUGCACCCAGCUUGGCCAAAAACUCGGCACCGGCCCCGACUCGUUCAAGUACUCGUCAACGCUCGUCUCGAUGAUGUGCCGUAUGCAGUUCGGCACCGAGACACCGCCGCCCACGAGCGACAAUUGCGCAUCACGGCCGCCGCUGACGUCGCAAGUCGACUACACAGACACCUUUGGUGAUUCGUUGCGGCACGUCAACAUUCUCUUCAACCGAGUAUUUGGGAAGCCCGUGCAAGCGCGGGGCGUGCCAUCGCACAUGCCACACUUCAUCCAGAAGCCCCUGCUUACGGAGCUGAAGCACCGGUGGUCUACUGAGUUUGCAGCCACGUCGUCGCACCGUUUCCGGGAGCCCGACGACAUGCAGUUCGGCUUCUCGUACAUGCACUACGUUCUGAACCGACGCCAGCUGCACCCAGCAUCGACGUUUCAUGAAGUGUUCAACUCGCUCAUUGACAUCAACCACAAUGGAGCCAUCGACGCUAUCGAGAUGGAUAGCAUCGCGCGGCUCCUUGGCGACUGGCAGCGCCCUUCAUCAGAGCUCCAGGCUGUCGUGGACGCUUGUCGCGGAAAUGCGACCGCACUAACCAAAGCUAGCCUGGAGUCGCAGUGUCCGCUGUUGGUACUGCACCUCACGCAGUUGUCACCGAGCAGCGUACCGCCAGCACACAGCAUUGUGGCAAACCCUCCGGUGGUCUUUGCGAUGAUCAAGGACCCUCGCAGCAUGGCGGCGCUCCUCCGAGACAAGAAGUUGUCGACGGCCAAGUUCAUUUGCGUCAACGACGACAUGUCGACGCCAGUUCCGGCGGUUGUUGAGCGACUGAAAGCGUUCUUUGAGAACCGCUGGGGUGUGCCGUCGAGCUUUGAGCUCGCAGACGACAAAGGCAAAACACGAAGCGUCCAAGUUGCACCGCAGCCAAAGCCAGAAGACGAAAGAGAAGAUCGUGGUCCGCUCAAUCCCGGUCGGAACAACGCAACAUUGGCAGAAGGCACUCCGACCAUGUCGCACCCGCCGGUCUUGGGCUCAAUAGCACCACAAGUGUCGUCCACUGCCGCGAGGCUGGCGGCAGCAGGAAAGCUCCGACCCAUCAACACGGCAGGCCGCCUCGACACCGAGCUGGCGCUGCUUUGGCCGGCCCAAGUGGCCUUUGCAAUGAUCACGACGCUAGUUCUUUGUGUGCUAUUGUGUCUCAAACGACACAUCAGUCGACCACUUCGAAGUAGAUGAGCGUCGCGGACGCUAACACUAUUAAUGAUCCUGUCGCCAUAUUUCGAAAUAUCCA
Messenger RNA from Saprolegnia diclina VS20, 3061 nucleotides. RefSeq lists its product as hypothetical. The coding region runs from base 154 to 3006 and encodes 950 amino acids. Gene Ontology annotation, cellular component: Golgi apparatus. Gene Ontology annotation, molecular function: transferase activity, transferring phosphorus-containing groups. NCBI's taxonomy places the organism in Eukaryota, Oomycota, Saprolegniomycetes, Saprolegniales, Saprolegniaceae. The transcript has 5 exons. The record is from RefSeq and is a predicted model, not a curated record.